Kockovaella imperatae is the source of this 3801-nucleotide messenger RNA. RefSeq names its product P-loop containing nucleoside triphosphate hydrolase protein. The transcript is spliced from 13 exons. Lineage: Eukaryota; Fungi; Basidiomycota; Tremellomycetes; Tremellales; Cuniculitremaceae. Gene Ontology annotation, biological process: transmembrane transport. The record is from RefSeq and is a predicted model, not a curated record. Gene Ontology annotation, cellular component: membrane. Bases 1 to 3801 code for a protein of 1266 amino acids. Gene Ontology annotation, molecular function: ATP binding; ATP hydrolysis activity; ABC-type transporter activity.
AUGUCCCACACUGUGUCCCACGCCGAGGAUGGAAUUCCAACGCCUUUGCUUGUGGCUCAUCGAUCCACACUCCCCAACUUCCUGUACAUCCUCUCAUUCGCCCCGCCAGUCCCCUCGCUUCUCCGUCAACCUCGAGCGUUUGCUGUCCACCCUUACACGCUGUAUGUCACCGGAGUGAUAACAGCUACGAUUGCUGGUCUAGGUCUACCGGCAUUUGAUAUAGUAUUCGGCUUUUGGACCAAUGGUAUCCGAGAAGGAGCUCCGAGCGAGAUCCGCGGUCGUGGUGACAGCUCAGGUCUAAUCAUGACGAUCGUCGGUGUCGUCUUCUUCAUAUGUACAACAGUGUUCCUCACAUGCUUCAUCACUGCCGCGAUCAAGCUUUCCGAUGCGGCCAGGCAGAAAUACCUUGAAGCAAUCAUGGUACAGGAUCCCGCCUUUUUCGAUCGAGUGGGAUCCGGCGACAUCGCCACGAGAGCGAGAAAGGAUAUCGACUCAAUGCGAAUCGGUAUGGGAGAACGUCUAGGUUACUUGUGCUGGUCCCUCAGUACCAUCCUAGCCGCAUUUGUGUCCGGUUUUGCCCAUACCCCCCGUCAAGCGGGCUUCCUAUUCACCCUCAUUCCAACUACCAUUCUUUUACUCUUCGGCCUGGGUGUCGUAACGGAUAAGAUUUCUGCCCGUCAGAGUGCACUUGAUGGACGCAUCUCCUCACACAUCGAACAAGUCCUUUCAUCCAUUCGCAUUGUUCACGCAUUCGAUAUGGCGCCAGCUCUGCUGACCAGGAUGGAGACUGCACUACUUCGACCCUGGCGUAAGUUGACCAAGCGAUUAUCUCUCGUCAAGGCCAUAGAGCAAGGGGCGGUAUUCGGAGCGGGUCUCAUUGUAUACUCAAUGUCCUUUUGGUUCGGGGGAAGGGAAGUAGCGUCAGGGACCUCGGUUGGCAAUGUGUUGACAACAUUUUACAACUUUGUGAACAUUUUCUUCGCAGCGGCAGGUAUGGUCCCCCAUUUCAUCGCGACUACCAAUGCCAUCCGCGAUCUGGGAAACAUUCGACUUCAGAUCGAGCGAGAGCCUUUGAUCGACAUCCGCAGCCCAGAUGGUCUCCGCUUCGAUGCUGACUGGCAACCUUCGUUUGAAUUGGACGGCGUGACAUUUGCCUACCCCUCCAGACCUAUGCACGCUGCACUGAACAAUGUCAGCUUCCGCAUCGAGGCGGGCAAAUUUACCGCUAUGGCUGGUCCCAGCGGUAGUGGCAAAUCUACCAUUGGAUCGCUCCUGCAGCGUAUGUACGACCCGGAAUCACUGACCCACGACGUCGAACGUGACGCUGCCAUUCUGAAGUCGCUUGAUGAGGGCAAAAUGCCUAUAUCUGGUCCUCACAUUACCAGUUCUGGUACGAUUCGCAUGUCUGGCAGGAACAUCAAGGAUUUCAAUGUUACUUGGUUGAGAUCUCAGGUGGCAGUCGUCCUGCAAAAUCCCCAGCUCAGCUCAGGUACCAUUUACGAAAAUGUCGCCGCUGGCCUGAUUACACGAAGUGAAAAUGAUUCUGCUCUUAUCGAAUCCGCUCUUCGCAAGGCUCAGGCAUGGGACUUCGUUUCUGAGCUUCCAAAGGGUCUUCACACUGAAAUCACUGGCGAGCGGACGGGACUACUUUCUGGAGGUCAGGUCCAACGUAUCGCUAUCGCCAGAGCUCUUGUCCGACGACCAAAAUGUCUGCUACUUGACGAAGCGACCUCGGCUGUGUCAGCCGAUACCGAGGCCAAGAUUCAAGAAUCGCUCAUCGCUGAGCAAAAGGAGACCGGCAUGACGAUGAUUGUCAUCGCGCAUCGUUUGUCCACCCUCAUCAACGCCGAUACCAUUAUUGUCAUGCGAGACGGUAGCGUGGUACAGAGCGGGACUUAUGACGAGCUCGUCUCACCAUCGUGCCCUGAUCCAACUUUUCGACUCAUGGUCGAGGCAAAGCCGACGGUUACCAAACACCUGCCAUCAACGUCCACCGUGGUCUCCGAAAAGGGAGAAUCGAUACACGAAACAUUGGAGUAUCCUUACAUCCUUCCACCGGCGCCUUCAUCUCCCUGGCACGUCUUUCGAUCCAUCGCCCCCAUUCUGAUCCCGAGUGCCUUCCUUGGAAUCGUACUCGGUGGCGCCUUUACUGCCAUCGGCUAUCUGCAAGGUCAAGGCGUGGCGGCGCUCAACAAUCCAGAUCUUCAUGAGAUGAGACGCGAAGUUAAUCGAUGGGCCCUAUGGUUCCUGGUAGUCGCUCUUGUAUCUGGUCUCUCGUCUUUCCUCUUCACCUUUGGCAUCGAAUGGGCGGGUCAGAAGCUUGUCGCAGAUCUCAAACGAGAGAGUGUUCGGGCCCUGUCUCGCCAAGAAGUGGCAUUUUUUGAAAAGACCAAGACUGGUUCCGGCUCGCUGACUGCCGCUGUCGCUUCGAACACUUCCAACGUAGGCAACUUUGUCGGUGUCGUCCUUGCCUCGGUCAUCAUGUCCUUGUCAAAUUUUGUCGGCACAGUGGCUCUUGCCUUCGCCUUGAGCUGGCGACUCGCGGCCAUGGUUAUUGCUCCCCUUGUCCUCGCAAGUGGCAUCGGUUAUCUCAAUUUCCGAUUUCUUGAGCGGUUCGAAGAGACUACCAACGAGCAAUCGGACGAGCAGGCCGCAUUUGUCGCCGAGAGUGUCAACUCUAUCGGGACCAUUGCUUCUCUGUCGCGAGAGGCUGAGACCAUGCGCCAAUUUGAAGCCAAGUUUGCCAAAAAGUCGAUCGACAUGAAGAAUCUCAUAGGAGCAAGUGCGACCAUGGGCUUCAUUCAGGCUGUCGUUGACUUGUUCGGAGCAUUGAUAUUCUGGUGGGGUGCUACAUUAGUCAGCGAGAAGCGUGUGGACCUCGCGAGUCUCUUCGCCGUCGUAGAAGCAGUUCUCGUAACGCUAUACGUGUGCCCGAAAAUGUUAACGUAUGGAGGAGACUUUCAACGGAUGAGGAAAGCCAUGCGGACGAUCAAGGAAUGGAUGGAUCGAGCGCCCAUACAGGCCACGGCACCUGACGUAGAUGAUGGUGAAAAGUCAUCUGGGCUGGUUCUUCACGAUAUUGCCCUUCAGUACCCCUCCCGCCCCGAUGUGACUGUCCUUCAGGGUAUUCACGCGCACUUCGAGGACGAGAGGUCUUACGCAUUCUGUGGCACGAGUGGAGCCGGGAAGAGCAGUAUCCUCGCUAUCCUGGAGCGUUUCUACGAGCCGAGUAGUGGAAAGAUCACCCUCGACGGCAGAGAUGUCCGAUCAAUGUCUCUGGCCGAGUUGCGUGGUGAAAUUGGCUAUGUCAGUCAAGAGCCUAUCUUAUUUGAAGGAUCUGUGCGAUUUAAUCUCGAGCUCGGCCUGAAACCGGGCUCUCGCGCAUCGGAAGGGGAUCUCGAAUGGUCUCUCAAGCAAGCAAACAUUCUUCCAUUCGUACACAAUUUGCCAGAGGGCAUCGAUACAGACUUAGGUAUGAAAGGCAGGCGUUUGAGUGGUGGUCAGAGACAGGCAAGUGAUCGACUCUGCAUCGCACGAGCUCUCUUGCGCAAACCUAGAAUCCUUUUGCUGGACGAAGCGACUAGCGCAUUAGACGGUGAAAGCGAGGCAGCGGUCCAGACAGCCUUGGACAUGGCAUCCGCUGGACGCAUGACAAUUACCAUCGGUCAUCGUUUGUCAUCCAUUAUUGGCGCCAACGUCAUCUACGUUAUGGAUCAGGGUAAGAUCGUCGAGACUGGUACACACGACGAGCUUGUUGGGAGGAAAGGCAAAUACUUUGAGCUGGUGCAAGCACAAUUGUAG